CAACAGACUUGGUGAGAGUAAACUGAAGCUCUUUUAGUCUGGAGGUGGGGCUAAAUACUGGAGAGGAAGUAAUACACCAAACCUGUGGUAACCAUAGUGAUACAACGCUAUGUUCUAAUUAAUUUGUUCAAUUUUUUAUAUGGGGGUGGAAGAAGAGAGAUAGCAGGUUAAGGCACUGAGUUCUAUUCUCCGCUCUGUUGUAGAGCUAACAGAGAGAGCCAAUGGCUAAGGAAGAGGAAUACAAACGCUUAAAUGCUGAACUGGAGGCAAAAACAGCUGAACUAGUUCGUCAGGCUGAAGAGGUUAUGAGGAAGCAACACGAGAUGCUAACCCAGCCAGUUACAUCACAUACUCAGAUUGAUGUGGAAGGUCACGAUGAUGAUGAUGAUGAUGAAUAUUUAAGAAACUGGCUUUCUUCUGAAGUGCCUACCAUAAAGCCUGCAGCUACAAAGAAAGAAAACAGGAGCAAGAGCAACACAAAAGAAAGCAGACCAGUUUCAGGAAAUAAAGGAAGGAAACCUGCAUCAAGUAUGAAGUCCAAAAAUAUUGAAGUACAUGCAGCUGAUGAUGUUGCCAUUCCAGAGGAUUUCACAGACUUCUCCCUUGCAAAAACAAUUUCUAAAAUUGAGGGCAAGCUGGAGGAAGGUGCCCUACCUGAAGACAUUGAAGAUGACAUAAUGCCAGGUGUGGGCUGUGAAAUGGGAGCAGGGGCCCAGAUUCGAUUUCUUAAAGCAAAGCUACGAGUAAUGCAAGAGGAGCUUGACAGACUAGCUCAUGAAUGUAACAGAAAGGAUGAUGAAAAUGCAAACCUAAACAGUCGUAUAAAAGAUCUGGAAGAGGAACGAUGCAGACUGCAGAGAACAGCUUCUUUUCAACAGACACAGAGUGAAAAGUAUAAAGCCAUGUCAGAAGAGACCAAUAAGAAAAAUAAUGGAUUACAGCUGCAAAUGACUACCUUACAGAAGGAACUUGAGAGCCUGAAGAGAGCACAAAAGCAGGCAGCAGUCAAUCAUAGUGCUACUGAAGUUCGUCUAAACAGAGCACAGGAAGAGGCAGAAAAAUACAAAGCUGAAUUAAACAAACUAAAACAAACUAAUAAGGACUCAUCUAGUCAGGAACGGCAAAAAAUUGAAGAGUUGAAAGCAGAAAACAAGAAACUGGAGAAACAAAAAGCAGAGCUGAUGACAGGCUUUAAAAAACAGCUGAAACUGAUUGAUAUUUUAAAGAGACAGAAGAUGCAUAUAGAAGCUGCAAAAAUGCUUUCUUUUACUGAGGAAGAAUUUAUGAAAGCUCUUGAUUGGGGGACAUCUCAGUAAUUUUAAAAGCUUUACUCAUUGUUAACAAAAGUAUUCCAUAGAAGACAAAUGUUUGAAUAUAUGGCGCAGUCACUAUUUUCAGGAGAUCAGCAAAAACUUCAUCUACUGCUGUCUUAAAGUUUAGAAUGACCACAUAUCUGUACUAAGUCAAAUAAAUUGUCUUUUUUAGCAGAUGAAGUUUGAAAGGAAAAUUCCACAACUGUUAAAAAUGUUUCAUAAUUUGCUGUAUGUCAAACAUUUUCAUUUCUGUAUUUGGAUGUUCAUUUUUCAUACCAAAACAAAUGGAGAAAAAGUGUUGCAGGACAAACAACUAACCAAAACAAAACUAUAGGCACCACUAAUGUCUUCA
Protopterus annectens (West African lungfish) is the source of this 1665-nucleotide messenger RNA. It is a transcript of the gene TEX9, whose product is annotated as testis expressed 9. Lineage: Eukaryota; Metazoa; Chordata; Ceratodontiformes; Protopteridae. The coding region runs from base 222 to 1316 and encodes 364 amino acids. The record is from RefSeq and is a predicted model, not a curated record. The transcript is spliced from 12 exons.